Molecule: messenger RNA, 474 nt
Organism: Ruditapes philippinarum (Manila clam)
Lineage: Eukaryota; Metazoa; Mollusca; Bivalvia; Venerida; Veneridae
Exons: 1
Coding region: 1-474 (157 amino acids)
Source: RefSeq, a predicted model, not a curated record
AUGUUCGAUGAACUGCUUGAGAGAGUUGGCCCUAGGAAUCAGAAAAAAGAUACAUGCUGGAGAAAAGCGCUACAACCAGGCAUCAAGCUCGCCAUUACUAUCAGACAUCUUGCUUCAGGAGAAAAGUACCAUAAUCUCAUGUAUAACUUCAGAGUUGCUAAGAAUACGAUAGCGUGUCUCAUACCUGAAUUUCUCCAGGCCAUUUGUGAGAAAUUUAAAGAUGAAGUAAUAAAGUCUCUUGACGAAUGGUUUCUCAUAGCAGACCAGUUCAAAAACAGAUGGAAUGUUCCAGAUUCAUGCGGUGCACUAGAUGGCAAACACGUGGCCAUCAGAUGUCCCCCAAACAGUGACUCGCUUUACCACAAUUACAAGCACUUCUUUUCCUUAGUGCUACUAGCACUGGAAGAUGCGGAUUACAAAUUUCUAUGGAUCGACUGCGGAGGUCUUGGUUCUAUGUCUGAUGCUCAAAUUUAA